AUGGAGGUACAGUCCCAACCUCUAGCUCAGCCGCUAUGGAGCAAUAUAUUAAAGCAGCAGCCAAAAAAUCCGCCACCUCCGCCGGCGCCGCAACUAUACUCUCCCAUUAUCAACAAUCAACAUCACGGGGCUAUGGUAGGGAGUUGCGAUUCUCGAAAGGGAAUAUCUGUGGCGGUGGUCGACGCUAACGCCAUAAUCCAAGGCGGCGAGAGGCUAUCCCUCUCGGCUGAUCGAUUUGUGUCCGUCCCUGAGGUCAUUGCUGAAAUACGUGAUCCCGCUUCGCGUCACUCCCUCAAUUUCCUUCCAUUCUCUGUUGACACUCUCGAACCCUCUCCGGAUGCCCUAAGAAAAGCGAUCAAUUUCGCAAGGGCAACUGGUGACUUGCAAACACUUUCAGAUGUGGAUCUUAAGCUAAUUGCCUUGACGUAUACAUUGGAGUCUCAAACCCAUGGAACUCAUCAUAUCAGAGACAGCCCUCCUCCUAUUCACAUGGUCAACGUGAAGAGACUGCCUGAGAAGGACAUGCCAGGGUGGGGAUCCAAUGUUCCCAAUCUGGAAGAAUGGGAAGCUCUAGAGCAUGCAACCGAGGGUGGAUCGAUUCCGAAUUCCAGAAUUCUUCCCAUGAAAAAUUUGAACUUGAAUGCUUUAUCCACAGAUGAACACGGUACUGAAAACGGUUCUAUUCGAGAUGGUAGUGAAUCACAGUCUGGAGGAAAUCAGGAGGAUGACGAUGGUGGAUUCGCUAAGCCCAGGAGAUACUUACCGAAGAAGGAGAUAAACAUUGAAGGGAAGAAGAUGGUUGCUGAUGGAAUUGAUGCAAGAAAAAGGAGAUAA
Fraxinus pennsylvanica is the source of this 834-nucleotide messenger RNA. NCBI's taxonomy places the organism in Eukaryota, Viridiplantae, Streptophyta, Magnoliopsida, Lamiales, Oleaceae. The record is from the annotation of a GenBank genome assembly.